Molecule: messenger RNA, 1434 nt
Organism: Babesia ovata
Lineage: Eukaryota; Apicomplexa; Aconoidasida; Piroplasmida; Babesiidae
Product: Extracellular matrix-binding ebh, putative
Exons: 1
Coding region: 1-1434 (477 amino acids)
Source: RefSeq, a predicted model, not a curated record
AUGGACGAAAGUCUUAAGAAGGAUUUGAGGACAGUGAGAGAAGAGAUUAAGGAUGGAAUUAAAGAUGUGAUUACGACUUUACAGGUUAAGGAAUUUGAUACUUUGGUGAAGACGGAUUUGAAGAGUUUGAGGGAUAAGAUUAUGAAGCUUAAAGAUGGCGUGGAUAGUAGUAAAGCGGACGAAGGUACUGGGCUUGUCGGCCAGCACUUAAAAACCAUUAAAGAUCAGUAUGACAAGCUGCAUAAAGAGACCACUGGUCCUGGUGGUUCAAUCGCGAAGGAGACUGGAUUGCUUGAUAAUAAGUUUCAGAGUGCUAUCCAACAUCCGCUUAACGAUGCAGUCGAUAAAGUUGACAUGGCGAUUGAGACGCUUGGCGAGCAGUUUCAACUGCAGGGUAAAAAGAACAUUGAAGAGGUUUUUAAUAAGAUUAAAGGGGAAGUUGGGAGUAUCAUCACUGGGAAUCACGGAAAACUAAAAACAGGGCUUGAGGCGGUUGUGGAUAAGGUGAGGGGUCUUGCUGGGCUGUUUAGGGGGCAAUCACAGUUUGAGAUUAAAGUGCAGGGAUGGGUUGAAAAUAAUAUUUUGAAGGUGGAUCCGAUUAAGAGCUUUAUUGAGAAGUACAUUGGCGAGAACGGUCAGGGGAAGUUUCAUGGGAACUAUGGAAAGAAAAAAAGAGGGGGCCAAUUUUAUACGGACCUUAAUGAACAAAUUGCGAUUGUUUUUAAAGAAAAGCUUACGAGCGAAGCUACUACUGCUGGCAGAGUGGUUGAGGACCUUUUUAGAGAAGCCGAAUCUAAUCGAACGGUUAGAAAAUACGUCAAUGCUCUUAAGGAGGGUUGCAACAAGUUUGUGGAGAAGCUUGGAGAGACAUUGAAGACAAACGACGUUGAUCAGUUUCCGGAUGCAAUUGAUACGCUUGUAAAUACGAUAGUCCAAAAGAUUACUAGCGCAGUGAAGAACGGUUCCCCCGCGCCUGACACAAAGUAUCUCAUCCCCGCCGUCCAAGGCGCUGUAAUCCAGCUGCUGGUCGUGGCCAGGCAGGUUGCCGUAGAACUUGGAUCGUUCGCUCUGAACGCAGACAACAAUCAUUUAAGCCUUGCAGAUAACGUGGAUAAUGCUCUUAAAGUAGCCAAGACACUUGAGGGUCAGCUUAAGGAUGCGAAUACAGCACAGAAAUCCUCCGGCCAAACUGAAAGCCCCGCCAAAGCCGUGGACAGUAGGUUGAGUGAAGUGAGGAAUAUGGUUGGUGGGCUUGACGAUACAUUUAAGCAGAAAGUCAAGAAAGAGCUUCAAGAAGCUGUCAACAAGCUUGACGGAGCUGUUCGCGAUUUCGACACUGAAGCUCAGAUCAGGGAAGCGGCCAAGGCGGCGUAUUUAUCAAACUUCUUGAGUGAUCGAAUGACAUUGUCCAGCGGGCCGAAUAGCAGAUUGUAG